UCGGAAUCAUUCGUGUACCUGGUUCAAACCCUAAGGGUGGUUUAAUGAGGCCAUGUGAUGAGCCUCUGACAAAAGAGAAGUUCGAAGUUAAAGUCACAUGGAAAAAAAGAAGCAACUAACGGCUGGUGAGAGAAGAAGAGUCGUUCGUAUUUAAAACAUGAGCAUGAAUAUUUUGACCUCAAUAAAGGGACUUUGUUUCAUUAACAUUCAUAUUCUUCUUUUUCCAACCUAACGCAAUUGUGCAGACCGAUCAAUCAGACGGUUGUUUCUAUACCACACAAGGAAAAAUAUAUAUAUUUUGGAUCGAAAUUGGAACCAAAACUAUGUACCCGAAAGUGAAAAUUGACAAUGAAGCUGGUAGAUACAAGCAGAAGGGUUCUUGUCUGAACUCGAACUAUCUCCAAACUCGUGUCUCUGAGAAUAAUCAAGAAGAUGAUUUACAAAUAUACGUGGCUAAGAUUCCUAAGAUUUACAUACCAAGUGUCCUCAUGUCUCAGAGUGAAUCCAAAGAAAUGAAUAAGCCUAUUAGAGGAGCUGACAUUGAAGUAAAACCAAUAACCAAAGCCAGUCCAACCCUACGUCCACGCGCUGUUGUAUCAAGUCCCGAUAAUGAUGCGAUGAUCGGCAACAUGAACAUGAUUGAAGAAAGGAAAGCUAAGAAGGGUUUGAAGAGUAAAGAUCAUAUUAAGAGUAGGGCUUCUCAGCUUAAGAAUGUUAAUACCAAUGUGAAGAUUUCUCAUCGUAUAGUCGCUAAGCUACCGGGAGUCAAUUCAAGGGAUCACAAAUGAUCAGCUUCUCUAUUAAUGAUGCCGGUCAGAUGGAAGUCAUGGAACCACAUAGUCACCGUUUUACGUUUUGAAAACGUAAUUCCACUAUUUUUUACCUUUCCCAACAUUUAUAUUCACAUUUUUGAGUAGUGGUAUCUUAUAUAUGAUGCACAUGUUAAAAGUAUAACUGAAAUUAAAUAAAAGUCAUUCAUCCAUAAAAUA
This is a messenger RNA of Arabidopsis thaliana (thale cress), 989 nucleotides long. RefSeq lists its product as uncharacterized. Lineage: Eukaryota; Viridiplantae; Streptophyta; Magnoliopsida; Brassicales; Brassicaceae. The transcript is spliced from 4 exons. Bases 324 to 788 code for a protein of 154 amino acids. The record is from RefSeq and is marked reviewed.